Molecule: messenger RNA, 1009 nt
Organism: Drosophila biarmipes
Lineage: Eukaryota; Metazoa; Arthropoda; Insecta; Diptera; Drosophilidae
Exons: 1
Coding region: 67-819 (250 amino acids)
Source: RefSeq, a predicted model, not a curated record
UCCAGCACCCCAGACACCACCAAGGAUUACCAAAUCACCCGAGGGAAUACACACCUAUCGCAAACCAUGUUCCUGCAACGAGUGCUCGUGAGCUGCCUGAUCCUGGUGGCCGCCACCCAAGCCCGUCCUCAGUACGGCUACGAACAGCCCACCGCCGACCUCUUCCUCGGCGGCAGCGGCUCCUCCUCGCCCGCGGGCAAUGUGGGCCUCAUUGGCGGUUCCAGCAAUGGCCUGGUCAGCAUCCAGCCGCACCGCGGCGGUGACAAGUACCUGCCCCCCGCCAGCACCACCCAGGCUCCCAUCAUCAACAAGAAGUUCUACCUGGUCUCCGCACCCGAGGACCACAGCAACGAUGGCAAGGUGAAGCAUCUGGUGCUGGGACGCCCGCAGAAGAACUACCGGGUGGUGUUCAUCAAGGCGCCCGCCGGCGAUAAUGCCAAUGUCAAGUACUCUGCGGAGUUUGCCCCGCAGGAGGAGAAGACCGUGAUCUAUGUGCUGAGCAAGAAGGACAACGAUGUGGACGCCAGCGACAUUGCCACGCCGGCGCCCACUCAGCCCAGCAAGCCGGAGGUGUUCUUCAUCAAGUACAAGACCGACGACGAGGCCAAGCAGGCGCAGCAGGAGAUCCAGGGCCAGUACGACAAGCUGGGCGGCACCAACGAGUACCAGGAGGACAACAACGCGCCCAUCACCUCGGUCAUCGGCAGUCUGGAUGGCCUCAAUCCCGAUGGCAGCUACAACUACCGCCAGAUCGCCAACCGCCCGGCGGCCGUCCAGGCGCCCAACGCCCAGUACCUGCCCAGUCUGCUGAAGCACUAGAGGAUUAGCCCCUGCUGCACUGCAUCACCAGAUCACCCAGAUCACCCAGAUCACCCAGAUCACACCCAAAUCAUCCUCGAACCCCGUUGUGUUGCGUAUUUUUAAGUAUCCCCUUAAUAUUUUUUUUACUAUUUUUUUGUUGUUAUACCGAACUGUUAAUAAAAAGCUUAUAUUAAAACCAAAAUAUGAA